UAACUGUCUAAGCAAACCUGAACUCGAAAAAUUACCAUACAAAUAUAUAUAUGUACUUAAUUGAAAUGAAGCUAUCCAUACGCACACUGGACCAGAAGACCAUCACCUUUGAGCUGAACGAUGCCAGCGAGAAGGUGCUGCAGUUGAAGCAACGUUUGGUAGCCUUGCCAGAGAUCUCACAGCCGGUGGAGAAUCUGCAAUUGAUCUAUGGCGGGCGCAUUAUGCAGGAUGAUCACAAGCUGAUCGAUUAUAACAUAAUGGAGGAUAAGAUUAUAGUGCUAAUGACCAAAAAGGUGCAGGAAAAAGAGCAGAACAAGCAGCAGCAGCAGCAACAACCUGCUCCUCCAACUCCUACUCCCGCUGAAGUGCCACGCCCCUCGCUAACGCCCGAUGAGCAGCGUGUGCGUGAUCUCAUACUGAUGGGCUAUGAGGAGCAGGAUGUGCGUGCCGCAUUGCGCGCCAGCUUCAAUCAUCCCGAGCGUGCCAUCGAGUAUUUGAUCACAGGGAUUCCCAAUCAGGCUGACCAGCAGCAAACAACAGCUGGAAGCCACGAUGGAGCUGAGGUCAGCGAGGCAGCCGAGCGUCUCAACUAUUUAGCCACUGAUCCGCGCUUUGCGCAUGUCCGUGAUUUGGUGCGUCAGAAUCCAGAGCUGCUGGAGCUGGUACUGUCACAUCUGAGGGAAACGGAUCCAGCGGCCUUCGCGACCAUACGCAACAAUCAGGAGGAGUUUGUCAAUAUGCUCAAUCAGCCGACGGCAGCCGACCUAAGCAGCGACGAUGAGGCGGCCGUGGAGCGUCUAAUGGCGCUGGGAUUCGAGCGGGAUGUCGUUGUGCCGGUCUAUCUGGCAUGUGACAAGAACGAGGAGCUCACUGCCGAUCUCCUCUUUCGCGACACUGACGAGGAGGAUAACUAGGCUGGCGCUCUUUUUGUGGCAAGCAGGAGCAUAACUGACAUAUUUCAAGAUUCUAGCAGAGAGUAGAUCGUGAUAUUUUUUUUUUAAAUUUUAAAAUGCUAACUAUUUGAAUAUGUUUUAGAAUGUGGUAGUCUUAAGUACUCACGUGACGUGACAUAUUUAUCAUACUUUCUAUCUUUGUAUCUAGAAUUGAAUUCUAUUUGCAGAAAUCCUAGUUUUGAACAUCAAAAUUUAUUUACAUAAUAAACACAAUUUUCUCUAAAUUAA
Molecule: messenger RNA, 1181 nt
Organism: Drosophila grimshawi
Lineage: Eukaryota; Metazoa; Arthropoda; Insecta; Diptera; Drosophilidae
Product: UV excision repair protein rhp23
Exons: 1
Coding region: 51-914 (287 amino acids)
Biological process (GO): proteasome-mediated ubiquitin-dependent protein catabolic process; nucleotide-excision repair
Cellular component (GO): cytosol; nucleoplasm
Molecular function (GO): polyubiquitin modification-dependent protein binding; proteasome binding; damaged DNA binding
Source: RefSeq, a predicted model, not a curated record